Messenger RNA from Westerdykella ornata, 1845 nucleotides. RefSeq names its product kinase-like protein. Gene Ontology annotation, biological process: microtubule cytoskeleton organization; protein phosphorylation; intracellular signal transduction. The coding region runs from base 1 to 1845 and encodes 614 amino acids. The transcript has a single exon. Gene Ontology annotation, cellular component: cytoplasm. Gene Ontology annotation, molecular function: tau-protein kinase activity; ATP binding; protein serine/threonine kinase activity. NCBI's taxonomy places the organism in Eukaryota, Fungi, Ascomycota, Dothideomycetes, Pleosporales, Sporormiaceae. The record is from RefSeq and is a predicted model, not a curated record.
AUGGCCCCGACUUCGACUGAACACCAGUUCCAGAAACUCAAGCUCGAUACCGCCGCUCCCCACAAGCCCGUCACUUCCUCCUUCGCCUCCAUCUCGCGCGAGGAUGUUCACCGGCCUACCUCGUUGAACGGUGCCCACCAUCGCCCUGAUCUAGCAGAGGCGCAAUUCUACCUAGACGACACUCCCCCUCGCCAUACUGAAGAUCGCCGCUCGUAUGACGUCGAUUCCGCUAUCGGCGACGAACUCGGACAAGAUGUGCAGGGAAGGUGUAGGGAGCGCCGGACGUCCAUAAGUUUCAACGACACCGUCACGCUUGACAACGGCGAUCGUCUGUCCCUCGAGGAACCGCUACCCAAAUCCACGACAGCGACAUCGUUCGGUUCCGAGGACUCGGAAUGGGACGAGUCCUCAGAUCGAGGCUACGUAGGCAUCCCUCUGCACCGAAACACACGCCGCCGACUUGCUGCCCAGGCCGCUUGUGCUCCGCUGCAGACCAGAGAUGAUGCCGGCGCUCAGGACCAGGACCAGGUGGCCUCGUUGACAUCGGGGGAAACGGCCUCUCCCGUGGACGAGGUUCGAACACCUCCCGAGACACCGAGCUUGUUCGGCCGUUCCCCUGCCGGCGUCACCUCUCCGGUCGAUUUCUUUCCACGGCGGACCGCGCCGCGCCGUACAAUGAGCUCGAGGUCUGUAAUCUCGCCAGAGGAGUCGAAUGGCACCCCGAGACACAGCCGCAGAUCAUCUACCCGAUCCGGCCGUUCACUCUCGUCCAUGUCACCUGCGGCUUCUUUCCUCUCCCUAUGGAAGACUGCCGAGCGACCGCUAAAGCCACCGGAGCCCGACGAUGAGGGCCAAGGCAUCGGUUACGACGGCGAAUACAUUAUCGGCAGGAAAAUCGGUUCCGGGGGCUUCAGUGUGGUCAAGGAAGUUACCACGAUCGAGAAUGGAGAACGGGUGGUGCACGCGGUCAAGAUUGUGCGCAAGCAGCUUCCGGAGAAAUCGGAGCUCGAAAACGAUCAGAUCCAGUCCCAAUUCGACCACGAAUUGGAAAUCUGGAGAUACCUACGGCACCCAUACAUCUUGCCUUUGCUGAGGGUGUAUAACUCCGACUUCGCUACCUUCUGCAUUACCAGGCUCAACAAAGGGGGCACGUUGUUUGACCUUGUUCGGGACGCGCAUCGUAAGAAGAAGAAAGGACUUGAUGGACACUUGGCCAAGCGCUAUGCGUAUCAGCUGGCUUCUGCCAUACGGUACCUGCACAACGAUGUCAUGGUAGUGCAUCGCGACAUCAAGCUCGAGAACUGCCUGCUCGACAUGACCAAGCCAAGGGCGGAGCAAGAUGGAGGUGAUGUCUUGUUGUGUGACUUUGGCAUGGCCGACUUCAUCGUCAGCGAUCACCGAGACGGGCAGCCGGAGCCGCAUUUGAGUGGCGAAAACCCAAACAUAGGACCCGCUGACACGAGCACUUCGGUCCAAGGUAGUCUCCAGUACGCCGCACCCGAACUGUUCAACGCACCUACGCCUGUCUUCUCACCCGCGGCGGACAUAUGGGCAUUUGGCGUCGUCGUCUACACGCUGCUCACAGCCAAUCUGCCCUUCAAAGGACCACUGGAUCCCAUCACUUGUUUGAAUAUACAAAAGGGGGAAUGGGACGCCGAGGCGGUGCGCAACUCGGAUGCUGUACGGGAUGGAGGCGCCGAAGAAGCGCUCGAGCUGCUCAGAGGAUGCCUACAUAUGGACCCUGAGAAGCGUUGGACCAUCAACGAUGUUCUCUCCUGCGCAUGGUUGAAUGGCUGCGCGGAGCGGUACGAAGAUGUGAAUUGUCCUUGGAUGUGUAUCUCUUGA